UGAAUGUAAUAACAUAGGCAAAGGCAGGACCUUUGUAUUGUAUUGCAUUGAAGUGAAAACAGAGGGUGGUGCGGUGUCUCUGUUCUUUGGCGCUUUGUCUCUGUUCUUUGGCGCUUUCAUUCGUAAUCUUUCUCAAACACAUCGCACCCUUCUAGUGUUUCUCGCUUUCCUCGGAAACUCUUAAAUCAUUUUCUUGGGUUUUUCUCCUCUGCUCAGUUUCACCACCAUUCACUUCUUCUUCUCCUUUCACCCAAAGCAUCCAAAUGGGGCUGCUGAGCAGUUGCUUCGGGAUUAUCGGUUUUACUCUUGGGAUACCUAUUGGACUCCUCGUCGGCUUCUUUCUCUUUGUCUACUCAGAAACCAAACUCGUCAAGGACCCUGUUGUUAGGCCGAUUAGUGAAUUGGGCCCACAUGCUUUGGAGGAACUUCUACCAGAGAUUCCUCUCUGGGUGAAGACACCUGAAUUCGAACGAAUUGAUUGGUUGAACAAGUUUUUGUCGGAUAUGUGGCCUUACUUAGACACGGCAAUCUGUAAGAUUAUUAGAAGCACGGCACAGCCGAUAUUUUCUGAUUACAUUGGGAAGUAUCAGAUCAAAGCAAUUGAGUUUGACAAGUUAAGUCUUGGUACUCUUCCUCCUACCAUCUGCGGUAUGAAAGUUGUAGAAACAAAUGAAAAGGAAUUGGUGAUGGAACAAGUUAUCAAAUGGGCUGGCAAUCCAAACAUAGUGUUGUCUUUGUAUGUGUCAUCUUUGAAGAUCACCGUUCAGUUGGUGGACGUACAAAUAUUUGCAGCACCACGAAUAACUUUAAGACCUUUGGUGCCUACAUUUCCAUGUUUUGCAAAUAUUGUGGUAUCUUUGUUGGAGAAGCCUCACGUGGACUUUGGGAUGAGAGUAUCUGGAGGGGAUAUCAUGUCAAUACCCGGUAUCUAUAUAUUUGUACAGGAUACAAUAAAAAAACAAGUUGCAAAUCUCUAUCUCUGGCCUCGAACCCUGGAAAUUCCUAUUCUUGAUGAAUCAAUGGUGGUAAUGAAGAAGCCCGUGGGGAUAUUACAUGUGAAUGUGGUUCGUGCUCAAAAGCUCUUAAAGAUGGAUUUGUUGGGAACUUCUGAUCCUUACGUUAAACUAAGUCUUACAGGAGACAAACUUCCAGCAAAGAAAACCACUGUCAAGAGAAAGAAUUUGAAUCCUGUGUGGAAUGAGAAGUUCAAGAUUGUUGUAAAAGACCCUCAAUCUCAAGUUCUUCAAUUACAAGUUUAUGACUGGGACAAGGUUGGUGCACAUGAUAAGCUGGGAAUGCAAUUAGUCCCUCUGAAGGUUCUUAAGCCGUAUGAGAAUAAAGAGUUCACACUGGAUUUACUGAAGGACACAAAUCUGAAUGAAACUCCAAACAAGAAGCCUAGAGGGAAAAUUGUGGUGGAUUUGACUUUUGUUCCUUUCAAAGAAGACAGCAGCAAGUUUGGUGGACCUUCUGAAGGAUAUAGCAGGAAGGAAAGUGGAAUCGAUGUUGUAUCCGAUGAUGAAGUUCAAGAAGGAGCAGGUUUGCUUUCAGUUGUUAUAAUAGAGGCAGAAGAGGUUGAGGGGGAACAUCACAACAACCCAUUUGCAGUGCUCACCUUUAGAGGGGAAAAGAAAAGAACAAAGAUGAUGAAGAAAACUCGUCACCCGCUAUGGAAUGAAGAAUUCCAAUUCAUGCUAGAGGAGCCUCCUCAACAUGAGAAGAUACACAUUGAGGUCCUGAGCAGGAGGAAGAACUUGAGUUUUCUGUCAAAGCAAGAAAGACUGGGGCAUGUGGAGAUUAACCUUAGGGAUGUGGUGCACAAUGGUCGCAUUAAUGACAAAUACAAUCUUAUAAAUUCAAGGAAUGGAGUGAUGCAUGUUGAGAUAAGAUGGAAGGUGGUUUAAGAAAUCAAACUAUAUACCGGAGUUCACAUAUCUACAACACAUUUUCUCUUUUCCACCAACAUUUUUGGUACAGAUAUCUGUAUAUAUAUAUAU
Vigna angularis (adzuki bean) is the source of this 1997-nucleotide messenger RNA. RefSeq names its product synaptotagmin-3. Lineage: Eukaryota; Viridiplantae; Streptophyta; Magnoliopsida; Fabales; Fabaceae. The transcript is spliced from 12 exons. Gene Ontology annotation, cellular component: endoplasmic reticulum. Gene Ontology annotation, molecular function: lipid binding. Bases 264 to 1904 code for a protein of 546 amino acids. The record is from RefSeq and is a predicted model, not a curated record.